UGUGAUGACAGCGUCGCGUCAUCAGCGUAGGACGACAUGCGCUCUGUGUUUUGAAUGGGUUUUCAGAGUCUGGAGUGAGGAACCGGAGUGAAACUUUCCUAACAUUAUGGCAUCUAACGAGGCGUCCCAGAUGUCCAGUCUGAAGGGGAAGGUGGCUUUGAUCACCGGGGCCAGCUCGGGCAUCGGCGCCGGGACUAGCGUGCUGUUCGCCCGGUUCGGGGCCCUGCUGGCGCUGAACGGACGCGACGUGGAGAACCUGUCCAAAGUGGCCAAGCAGUGCACUGACUGUGGAGCAGCCGAGCCGCUGCUUGUGCCUGGAGAUCUGACCCACGAAGAGUCCGUCCAGAAAGCCGUGGAGCAGACCAUCGCCCACUUCGGCCGUCUGGACGUGCUGGUGAACAGCGCCGGCAUCCUGGCAAUGGGAAGCAUCGAGACGGCGGGCCUGGCCCAGUAUGACAAAGUGAUGAACGUCAACGUCAGGUCUGUGUACCACCUGACCCAACUGUGUGUUCCCCACCUCAUCAAGACCAAGGGAUCCAUCGUCAACGUGUCCAGCAUCACAGGCCAGAGAUCAUUCCCUGACGUCCUGCCCUACUGCAUGUCGAAGGCGGCCAUUGACCAGUUUACGAGCUGUGUAGCUCUUGAACUGGCCCCAAAGCAAGUCAGAGUAAAUUCUGUUUGCCCGGGUGUCAUCGUCACAGAAGUGCACAAACGAGCCGGAUUGGACGAGCAACAGUACGAAAAGUUCCUGGAGAAGUGCAAGCAGACCCACGCGCUGGGGCGGCCCGGAGAGGUGGACGAGGUGGCCCAGGCCAUCGCCUUCCUGGCCUCGGACUCUGCCAGCUUCAUCACGGGGGUCAACCUGCCGGUGGACGGGGGGAGACACGCCAUGUGCCCCCGAUAGCCCGACGCUCGUUACACAACUCCUGUAUCAAUAAUAACCACAAUGCUGGAAACAUC
Molecule: messenger RNA, 960 nt
Organism: Gadus morhua (Atlantic cod)
Lineage: Eukaryota; Metazoa; Chordata; Actinopteri; Gadiformes; Gadidae
Product: SDR_c11 domain-containing protein
Exons: 8
Coding region: 107-904 (265 amino acids)
Molecular function (GO): oxidoreductase activity
Source: RefSeq, a predicted model, not a curated record